AUGGUGGAUUACGUUUCGAAAGUGAGGGAACUUAUCAAAGGACACCAAUUCUUCCAGCUCUCGGCGAGUUGGUGCCCUGAUUGCGUUUACGCCAACUCAGUAUGGAAGAGAUUCGGGGUGGAAGACAAGAUUCAUUUGUUUGAUAUUGGUUCUCUGCCUCGCUCUGAGAUAGAGCAGUGGAGACAGGCUUUCCAAAAGGUCACUGGCAGUAGAAAUCUGCCAACGGUCCUUGUCAAUGGGAAAUUUUGGGCAACUGAAUCGGAAUUGCAUAGAUUCGAGGCUGCUGGUAUCCUGAAGGAGGAAUUGAAGAAGAUCAAUCUGUUAUGA
Molecule: messenger RNA, 327 nt
Organism: Torulaspora globosa
Lineage: Eukaryota; Fungi; Ascomycota; Saccharomycetes; Saccharomycetales; Saccharomycetaceae
Gene: GRX8
Product: glutathione-disulfide reductase GRX8
Exons: 1
Coding region: 1-327 (108 amino acids)
Source: RefSeq, a predicted model, not a curated record